AUGGAGGCUCGAAGUCUCAGCUCUUCCCCUGACCCGUUGGGUUACCCCGGCGAUCCUGAAUUCCUUCUCUCAUCCGCCACCAAGCCGUUUUCCCAGCGGAGGAUGAGCAUGACACCCUUCAAGUCCCGAACCCCGAGAACCCCAUGGCUCGCCAAAAGUAAAAAUAAAAGCGCGAAGAGCGCAAGAUCGAUUAAAUAUCCAGAUAUAAUCUUACCGUCUACUCCAUCGGGAGACCGAUUCAGUCGGAGAUCUCUUUCUCCGACCAAAACGACUCUACACUCGGAGAAUAACAUCAGUCCCUGGCGCAUUCGUGUGACAGUCGAAGCCGAAAGAGACGAUGAUGAAGAGGGUAAUGGUAUGACUCAGAAUGGUACUACCGGCUGGAAAAACACGAACACCUUGAAAAUCCCGCUCAAAGAUGAGAACUCGCCAUCAAAGAAAACCCCACAAAAAAAACAGCGAAGAGGAGCGAAGUCCGACUUAUCAAAGCGUACGCCUACGCCGAGGAGGAAAAGGCCCGCUGGACUUCUUGAUGGUGCGUUGGAUACCGUCGAAAAACGGAGAAGAGGGAGACCAAGGAAAACUCUAGAAUUUCUUGGUGAAAACUCACCCACUCGCCAAAGUUCCCCCGCCAAAUCGAUCAUUGACCUUCCUAGUGGAGGUGAUCCGUUUCUGGAUAUCGCGCAGGACAUCGACAACACUAUACAUCAAUCUGAGCAAUAUGGUGCCUCCUUUUAUCAACCCGUCCAUGAGCCGAUCGCUCCUACGACUCAAGAUGCCAUUUCACAAGCGCCUAUUGAUGAUACAGGAGUAACAGCGGACCACGAAAAUCAAUUCGCUGAGCCAGACGCUACUCCGCUUGCGCUAAGAGAUGGUGAUCUAUCUCCCAUCAACACAACCUUUGCCGGACAUACACCAAGGCCCAGGUUUCGUCUUUAUCCGACGCCCACUUCCUCGUCCCAAAUUGGAGAAGAGCUUCCGGAGCCCCAAAAUAUACACGUGGAAGCUAGUGAUACAAAUGUGGUGCAAUUGAAGGGGGCACACACUGCAGGUCCCCCUGUUGAACACAGAGAAUUUGAUACCAUAAUGGAAAGUGAGGGAUUCAGUAUGGUCUCCUUAAAUUCCUUACCGUCCGCGAAGCAAAGGCUUCUCAGCUCGCAGCGGGGAUCGACUAGCUCCGGUGGUAUAACAAAUGUUUUUCGUGGCAUCUUGGGAAAAAGAUUCACAGAAACAGGGAUAUCUUUGGAAAAAGAAAAGGGCAUAUCCUUUGCAACAGACUCCCAUGCUGCAAUUCCUUCUCGCUCCAUUAAAGCAAAUUCAGGUGAUGCUGCGGCAGACAGAGAGGUAUCAGAAGAAUCGUUUACUAAACCUCAGACUGCUGUUGUCGGUACUACUUUAAAUGAACUAGCACCGCUAGCUGUUCCAGUUGCGCAAAAACCGGUUGCUGCUCGAAGGCCACUUGUCAGAUUAAUGCGUAUUAUUAGGGUUGGAAUAUCCUUUCAGAGAAUCCUUAUCCGCAAUCAAAAUGCCCUCAAUUAUAAACUCCCCCUUGACAAUAUCAAUGACGCUCAAAGCGAUGAUCCAGAGGCUACGAGGCAGCGGCUAGACGAAUUGUUUAAACACUUUAAUAUGGAAACUCGGAGAGAGUUAUGUGCGGGUUUCCGCUUUGGAGAGGUAUUAGCGCAAAGGAUUCGAGAGUUACAUCAGGACAAGCAAAUAGACGCAACCCAGGGGGAUGCCGUAUCCGAUUCAGACUACGGGGAUGUCCAAUAUCCCGUACUCGACAUCGGCGCGGACGGUAGCCAAUCUAUAUCAACAGCGUCUCAGGGCCCGGAACAGGACCAGGAAGAUGGCGCUGCAGAUCAAGGCGGAGCUAUAACCACUGAAGAUGGGAAUUUGACUGAAAAGCUUAACGUCGAAAUAGCUAGACGCGAAGUUGAAUGGCAACGCGAAAGGGAAGCUAUCAGUCGCCAAAUUGAAACGGCUAAUGCAAGCCAGGUCAUUGUUAUUGACAGUGAUGACGGCGACGAGUCAGCCGACCAAGCUCCUACGCCCCAGAACAAAGAAAUGCUGAGCGACCAUGCUAACAGCACUGUUGUUGAAGACGAUGAUUAUGAGGACAUUUGGCAGCAAGAGGCCCGGGAAGUCGACCAUGAUUCAGAAUCGGAUCUCUUAUCGUUUGCUGACGCCACCCACGACGAUACAGUUCAUCCUCGUAGGGCUGCUGCUUCUACAAAAGAAACUGUGGAUGAACGCCAACGCGAAGAGUUUCCUGAACUGUUCUUGUCAGGCCCUCACAAGAAGAAUCCAAUGUUAUCUCUUGGAAAAUCUCAGUUAGCGAGAUAUAAAGAUAAAGAUUUUGAAUUCUCCUCCUUAAUUGGGUCACCCUCGAGUUCGACGAGGAAGUUCCUUCAGGGCCGGAAGGGAUCUCAUGCCGAAAGAAGGUCAGAUUCCCGCGUUCCGGCACCGGAGGAUGAAGCAAUGCAACCAUCUCCAGCAUCCGCCGCUCCUGAAACCCAAGUCUUAGGCCCUGCGGAGCAGUACAGCGGCGGGCGCUCACUAUCGAGCGACUCUAUUUCAGAUAUUCCUCCUCCGCCUUCUCUGAAAUACACGGGCAGCGACAUUCUGACAAACGAACAAGAUGAACCUUCGCCAGCUGGGCAUUCCCUUAGACAGUUGGUCCUGCAAAGAGAUCGGGACCUGAUUUCGCCCGACCUGGGGUAUCAGGGGGAAAAGAUUGUUGGCCAGAAUGCAGAGAUUCGUGGGAGUUCAGACAUAGAAGCAGUCGAUAUGGUACCGCCCGAAGCCAGAGAUUCUGCCGGCCCUCCAACGUGGUUCAAUCGGAUUACGAGCCUUGCGCCAAAAUGGCUCGCUCCGUCGCGCGCUGCGAAUGCAAGACCUCGAAAUGGGUCGCCUGCUGCUAAAAUUGAACCAUCGAUUUCUAGUCGACAUGUCGUUCAGGAGCAACCAGCCGCCAGUAUGCCAACUAUCGUGCGACCAGAACCUCCAGUGACAAGCCCAAAAACCAAGCCAUUGGCCCUUUCAGGCUACUUUACCAACGACCAUUAUGCGGCGUUGCGGCGCGUUUACCGCAAGGCAAAAGAGUCUCCGCAAUCGUUUCCCUAUCACCCGACAGCUGAGCGCGAUGCAAUGUUAGGCAAAUGGAUGUGGUCAACGGAUGGACAUCAUCAUCGCCAAGUUACUGAAACUCAGUUGGCCAUCGUUGAAAAGUUUAGGAGUGACUUGGUUGCGGCAAGCAGGCGGCGCGGUGGCUCCGAUGAACUGGGUUGGAGCGAAGAGGAUAUCUUGUGGAGGCUAUUCAGUAUAAUCGUUGGCGAAAAGCUGAGGAGAGAACGGAAACGGCAACAGUCAUGGAGAAUAACGCCCGCGGAUUAG
Molecule: messenger RNA, 3396 nt
Organism: Uncinocarpus reesii 1704
Lineage: Eukaryota; Fungi; Ascomycota; Eurotiomycetes; Onygenales; Onygenaceae
Exons: 1
Coding region: 1-3396 (1131 amino acids)
Source: RefSeq, a predicted model, not a curated record